Molecule: messenger RNA, 1501 nt
Organism: Diospyros lotus (date-plum)
Lineage: Eukaryota; Viridiplantae; Streptophyta; Magnoliopsida; Ericales; Ebenaceae
Exons: 2
Coding region: 220-753 (177 amino acids)
Source: RefSeq, a predicted model, not a curated record
ACGGCGACGGCAGAAAUCCUCUGCACCUGGCGGCCAUGGAGGGGCACGUCUCCGUAUUGUGUGUGUUCUUUGAUAACAAUCCCCCAUUGGAUUCAUGAGUUGCUCAAAGCUAUAGAUGGCGGCGGCAACACCAUCCUUCAUCUGGCUGUCAAGAACAAGAAAUUUGAGGCUGUAAAGUUGUUGCUUAAUAUAGUAAAAGAUCAAGUGAAAGCUAAGAACAUGCAAAGGACAGACAACCCCUUAAAUAUAAUGAACAAAUGCGGGUACACAGCUCUGGACAUUCCGGAGGAAAUCAAAUUUGAAGUACUAGAUUUUGAAAAUGUCAAGGAAUUGUUUCGAGGAGCUAAUGCCUUGAAAGCUAAAGAAGUCAAUCAGGUUGAGUGGCUGUCCAAGAAGCAGAAUGCAUUGAUGGUGGUGGCGUCGCUUAUCGCAACCAUGGCUUUUCAAGCCGGAGUGAGCCCUCCUGGUGGUGUCUGGCAAGACAAUUCACCCAACAAUUCAACAAACGGCCAUAGAGCUGGAGAAGAUGUGAUAGCGUAUAACUAUCCAGAUUCAUAUCCACUGUUCCUUCAUGCCAACACAAUAGGAUUUGUGGCAUCAAUAAGCACAAUUCUAUUUCUAGUGACCGGAUUGCCCUUCAAGAAAAAGUUUAUAUGGAUCAUGGUGCUGAUCAUGUGGCUCACAGUUACAUCCAUGGCAUUUACAUACGCAUUUUCAAUCACUGUGAAUUGUGAUCACCCCGAAAAAGGAUAGGGGACCUCUCAGCGAUGCCAUUUCUAUCGGGGUGGUUGUUUGGUGCGGUGUGAUGGCUCUUCUUUUGGUAGCUAACUCAAUUCGCUUGUUGAACCGCUGGUUGAAAAUCAGCCACCAAAUAGACGUACUGCCAUGGAUGAAGAAGUUCUCAAACUCAAUUCACCACCAACCAGCUAGAAAUGAUUUGGAUUCAGCUUCAACUAAUGGGAAUGCGUACCCUUUUCGAUCUGUAGCUUUAUCGGUGAAUUCAAAUUAGUGUAGAGAAGGUUAUAUCUUCGAUAGAAUAAGCAAAGUUCCCCUACAAUAUGUGUUGUUUCGUUGUCUAGCUAGUUGUAAUGCUUGGAAACUGAAAUUUAGUUUUUUUUUUUAUGUGUCAAAUCACAUAUUAAUGUUGUUCUACGCUUCCACUAGGACUUAUGUUCUUUAGUUGUUGUACAAUUAGGGAGUUUCUGUUGUGUGGCUGGGCUAUGGAGGACAUCCAUUCGGAAGCUAGUUAUAUUUUCUACAUUGUGUUGGCCGCUAUGGGGGCAAUAAGCAAUUCCCCUGGUCCAUUAGGGGCCUUUUCUGCCUUUGACGAGUGUGCGAGCUUUGAGGCUCAAUACGUUGACAAUUUUUUUUAGGUGACUUUAUCUCCUACUGUUCCUUCAAGUCAAUCACUUAAAUGGCAACCUCCCCAAUUGGUUUGGUGUUCACACAAGGAAGAAGGAAGAUGAGAAAAAAUAAGGAAGAAAGGUGCCAUAUGGAAAAU